AAGUAUGUUAGUAGUGGUGUAGCCCACACUCUGUUCCAGGCACUGUUCCAACUGCUUCCAUACCCUAACUAACUCAAUCCCACUAUAUCCAUUUUGUAAAUGAGGAAACUAGGGCAUGGAGAGAUUAAGAAGCUUGCAGAAGUCACACUACUUGUAAAUAGUGGAACUGGGCUUCAGAACUGCCUAGUCGUUGCUAGGCUCAGUUUCCUUGUCCUUCAGCAGACAGUUACUGGGUCCCUUCUAUUGGCAAGGGGUUGAGCUGGAUCAUUUCUAAGACUCGGUAAUUCAUCAGGUACUUCCUGAGUACCUACGAUGGGCCAGUGAAUCAAGGAGUGAAUGAGAUGAAAGUCUCUGCUCUUGUCCGACCGUCAGUCAACACAUAAUAAGUUUUUAGAUAAUGAUAGUCUGUGACUAACAUAAAGUCAGGGAAAGGACUGGAAAGUGAUAGAGGGGUGCAGAGAUAGUUUUCGAUUUUGUGGGCUGAGAAGGCCUCCCUGAGUCUGUGUCAUUUGAACAGAACCUGUUUGAAAAGAGAAGCUAUAACCACAUGGGAAUGUGGGGGGAGAGGAGUGAUCCAGGGAGAGUGGCAGCAAACAGGGGAGCCCUGAGGUCUAAAAGGGCCAAGCCCUGUAUCCGGAGUGGGAUGAGCUAGGGGAGAAUGGCAGUGAUGAGGUCAGGGAGAAUAUGAGGCCCCGUUGGCCCUCUCGGGUUUUGGGAGGGAGUUUGGGUUUCAUUCCGAAUGUGAUUGGUUGUCUUUGAGAGUUUUGAGCAGGGGAGUGGCAUGCUUUGAUUUUUCAAAGAGCUCUCUGGCUGCAGGGUGGAAGUCUGACUGUAGGGCAGCGAAAAUGAAGCAGGAGGCUUUUGUGUUGCGCCAAGGAUUCUCGGUUCUUACAUCCUCUGAUUCAUGCUGGUCAGAAAGGUGCUGCCUUUCCACAGUACCUGCUCAAGAACUUAGGUCUCUUCGUUUAGCACACCUGCUGCUAGAGGACUCAGACCCUGUCCUUUUCCUCCUGUGUUUCUCCUAUUUUCCCUCCGUGUUUCCUUCUCAUGGGGCCUGUAUCUUGAGGGGGGAGUCACUUGGGGGCAUAACUUGUACUAAGAUCCUCAGGGAAAUGUUAGCUUUCCCUGAUUGGCUUUAAAAUCAGAAGCUUCAUAUUUACCCAGAAGGAUUUAUGGCCAGAUAUUGGAGAUACAGGGCGCUGUUGGGUUGGAAAAGCCACACUGAAGGCAUUCAGCUUGCUAAGAACCUGAACCCGGCGCUAGAAACCUGGGUUCAGUUCUUAGCGUAACGAUGCCAAGCUUCACUGGGACGCGAUACCUGACCUUCUGGUCUGCCUCCUUCUCCGUAGAGAUGUUAUGUGUCUUGCUAACAUCAUGAGCUGCAAGAGCUGUGAAGAAAUGAGAACGUGGAAGCGUUGUGUACACUUGUGCCAUGGAAAGCCCGGCUGGCAGGGUCCAGUUUUAGGAAAUUGUAGACAUUUGUAGGUCAUUGGCUAUUUGUACAUGCUUAUAUGUUGGCCCAUGAAACACCCAAUAGUAAGGGUGUGAAUGUUUGCCUGGUCACACAGUCCUAAGAGGAAAGAAUCCUCAGUGUGGUAAGAUCUGUUUGACUGACUCUCCCCUCCCCUCCCCCAUCUCCUCACCUCCCGUGAAGUGACUUGAGAACAGGCUAACUUCCCACUGUCUGGCAGAGACAUCUCGGACCUUUGUGUGAGCUGUUUUUGGAAAGUUGUUGGCAGAGGGCCCCAGAGCAAAGGUCAGGCGAGUUGGCUUGGAUUCACAGGGAGACCUGCAGAGACAGACGGCACACACAGACAGGUGCACACCCACCCAGCCACCCACACAGGUAAACAAGGCACAGUCAUAGCAGUCAUAGUUGUUGGGGACUCAGCGGUGUUUGUGGAUGUUACAUAUGUAAAUAAAUGAUUUAAAACUGUGAAAGCUGCUUCAGGGGAAGUAUCUUCAAAGUUUUAAGAAGAUUGACUAAUUCUGUCAGGGGACAGAUGAAGGAAAGACCCGUAUUCCGGGGUGGGGGGCAUUUGAAAGAUGCCAGUGAGAUGCUCGGAGACCGCCACGUAAGCAAGAGGUGUGAUUUCGCCAGCAACAGUGAGGGGUCCAAAAUGGUGUGGUGGGUUCUGGAACUGAAGCCAUGAGAAACAAGGCUGGUAGGAUCCUUUGAGGCCAGAUGGAGGAAAGCUGCUGUCAGAGCCCAUGGUGGCUUAUCUGACUGAAGAUUCUGAGUUCUUUCUUUCUCUUGUGCGAUGUGCUGCCAUCGCUGGAGUCUCUCUGUGGCGGGUGUUGAUGAAAUGUCAGCAAGGGGGGCCCUGCGGUUCCUCAUGCGGUGCCUUGCCCCCGAGGAUCUCAUUUUGCCCAAUGGUGGCACUCCUGCAGGUACUUCGAGUCCCGCUUCUUCGUCUUCCCUUCUCAACAGACUUCAGCUUGAUGAUGACCUCGAUGGUGAGACCAGAGAUCUCUUUGUCACCGUUGACGAUCCCAAGAAGCAUGUCUGUACGAUGGAGACCUACAUUACUUAUAGGAUCACCACCAAAAGUACGCGGGUGGAGUUUGACCUGCCAGAGUAUUCUGUCCGUCGAAGGUACCAGGAUUUUGACUGGCUGAGGAACAAACUGGAGGAGUCCCAGCCUACUCAUCUCAUUCCCCCGCUUCCUGAGAAGUUUGUGGUGAAAGGUGUUGUAGAUCGUUUUUCAGAAGAGUUUGUGGAGACCAGAAGAAAAGCUUUGGAUAAAUUCCUAAAAAGAAUUACAGACCAUCCCGUGCUUUCUUUCAAUGAACACUUCAAUGUUUUCCUUACUGCUAAGGACCUGAACGCCUACAAGAAGCAGGGAAUGGCCCUGCUGACCAGAGUGGGCGAGUCUGUCAAGCAUGUCACCGGAGGCUACAAGCUGAGGAGUCGACCUCUUGAGUUCGCAGCUAUUGGCGACUACUUAGAUACAUUUGCGCUCAAACUGGGAACCAUCGACCGGAUAGCUCAGAGGAUCAUCAAAGAAGAAAUAGAGUACCUUGUAGAGCUGCGAGAAUAUGGGCCUGUGUACUCCACGUGGAGUGCAUUAGAGGGGGAGCUGGCCGAGCCCCUGGAGGGGGUGUCAGCUUGCAUUGGCAACUGCUCCACAGCCUUGGAAGAGCUGACAGACGACAUGACAGAAGACUUCCUACCUGUGCUCAGGGAAUAUAUUUUAUACUCUGACUCUAUGAAGAGCGUCCUGAAGAAGAGGGACCAAGUGCAAGCGGAGUACGAAGCCAAACUGGAAGCUGUGGCUCUGAGGAAGGAAGACCGCCCCAAGGUGCCUGCGGACGUUGAGAAAUGUCAGGACCGGAUGGAGUGUUUCAAUGCAGACCUGAAAGCCGACAUGGAGAGAUGGCAGAACAACAAGAGGCAGGACUUCCGGCAGCUGCUCAUGGGAAUGGCAGACAAGAACAUCCAGUAUUAUGAGAAGUGCCUCACGGCAUGGGAGUCGAUCAUUCCACUACUGCAGGAGAAGCAAGAUGCCAAGUAAGUUCCCUCCUGGGACAGAGACUCUUCGACCUACACAGGGCAUGGCGUCCCGGAACGCCCCUGUCGUGCCAGAGGCCCGGCACUGAGAAAACAGCCACAGAAGCAUCUCUCCUUUGUGUAUUUCUUCCCCUGCCCGCCUCUCCCUGUUCAUCCACCGCUGGUUUUCCAUUAGUAUUUAUUCCUUGGUGGAGUCCGCAGGGCUGGCGUCAUCCCUCAGCAGAAGAAGCUUACCUCUGUGGCUCAAAGGAGCCGACAAAAUGGAACAGCUGAGAAGACGUACAGCUGGCCAGCCUGGCUGACAUUCCGACAUCUCAUCACGGAGGCUCCUGUCUGGGGGGCCUGCAGCGUUGCCUGUGCUGGGAGAGAGCCCGGCUUUUGCUUUUCGAGGACAUGAGGAAGGCGUGAACAGAAGGCAGCCCCUGUGUUCUGUGGACACAGGGUGACUCCAGGAUGGACCCUGUGGGCUACUGAGUCAUCACAGCUGAGGCGGAAGCAUUGGCAGCUCCGUGGAAAGCCCUUCCCUAAUGGACCGUGGCCUGUAGCGUGAGCGUGGCCCGCCAGCCACUCGUGAUAAACGACAGCCGUUUUCUGGCUCCCGGGUCCCUCAGGACAGUCUCCGUCAGUGUCUGUGCUGGAGUGAGCAAGCUGGCUUCCUUGGCCUUGCACACCACCUCGGGAAGCCGAGGGGGGCCGUGCUCCCCAGACUUGUUUCUCGCACCAGAAUGCAGUAGAUCGGAAACUUGGUUUUGUGUAAGAUGGAAAAAAAAAAAAGGUGCAUUUUUCUCUGUGAAGUUCUUCGAUGUUGUUUUUUGGCUUGUAAAACGCCGUCAGAGUAGAGAUUAGGCCCGUCAUGGGGAAUCCAUGUGGCCGGAAGUCUGAGCAGCUCCCCGGGAGCGGGGAUCGGCAGGGUUGCAGCAGGCCUCAUUCCCACACCUGCCCCGUGCCGUCUGCCUUCACCUCACCCGAAAGUCCCCAUUUAGUGUUCCCUGCCGCGUCCACUGAAUGUUUGCGCAGACUUUUGCUGAGAGGCCGUCAGCGCUGUCGUGACACGGUCAAGAUUUUGUAAACUCAAUGUGAAUGUUCUACAUGAAGUGCUUUAACCCUUGAUGAUGUCCCGGGUCAGGAGUGGAAGUCCGUAACCGCAUGGGGCUUGGAGAGGACUAGCGUAACAGAGAUGUCUUUGCUUCUAGAUAAGCUAGACUCUCCUCCGUUCGAGGAGCCAAGCUCCUGGCGACUGCCUGCGGCAUCUCCCAUCUUCACUUCACACUACAACCAGAGGAUCUAUCUUCUAACUCAUUUUGUUUUCUCCUGAAAUGAAGCUACCUAGGUUCCCUUGUGUUCUGUGGCUCAGCCCCUCCAAAAGUCUAAGUAUGAGCCUCAUAGAGGCAAGCUGUGUUGAGACAUUGGUGCAGACGCUGGCUAACCUGCAGAUCCGGAGCUCCGUGCAGCAUGUGCUCAGUGCUCCGUCCCGCGUCCACCUGCCGCGUUGACCUUGGACAGCUGCCAUAGUGACAUCAGUGGCCCGGCAGAAGGAUGGCACAGAACCGUUCAGUUCUGUUUCAUCGUGUUCAAAUAAGUCACAGUUUAAAAUGAGAAGUCUCAUAUCAUUUGGUACUUGCCUGCGCUGUCAGACCCACUCGUGGCAUCCCCAAAAGCCUGCAGUGCAGAUUUUCAGUUUGGUACAGUUAGAAAUGAUCCCUUGAAGCAGAACGGUAAGGACGGGCUCUCUACCCAGAGUGGCGAGUCAGUGUUUCACACUACCUCUACACCAUCACGUUAGUGCAGGUCUGGAUGUCUGGGUCCAGCCUGACACUUUGCUGGUAGAACAGGGUUGUGUAUCUAAUAAAGGGUUGAGGGUCCUCUCUUGCUAUUUCAUGGAAGGCACUAGACUGACCUUAGCAGCAAGUGCUCAUCUGCAGGAAUGUGCCAGGCCUUGCCUUGUGGAAUGUGUGCUUUAAAAAUGUUGUCCAGCAUAACGAGUGCUUGGAAAGAACAGGGGAAAGAGUUACUGGAAGACCAGAACCUCACCUGCUGCUUAGUUGCCAAAGCCCGGGAGCAUUCCUGUGUAAAGGUUAGUUGGGAAGGAAGGCAGCCAUUCCAAAAAGUCUUUGGGUUCCUCGCUGGGACACAUGGAAAAGGAGUGGGGGAAACACAGUCAUUCCUUACCCCACUGGAGGCAGAAGACGAGCUCGGGGGAAGCAGGCAUCCUGGGAUUUGUCUUUCUCUCUUUGUGCCCCUUACGAUGUUUCUGUGCUUUAAGACACCAGGGAGAGCAGGAGCAUUGACAGCAGAGCUGGGAGAACCAGGGCACAGUACAGACUUCCCUGCAGAGACACUUGUUCCCCAGGAAGGAACCCUCGCCCCUUCCUCUUCAGGCUGCCGUCACAUGAGGCGAGGAGGCUGGCCUAGACAGAAGGCACGGUGGGCAGUGAGGGAGGCUCAGCCCCCGAGGGUCACCGGUCCGGGCCAUUUGCCCCUUCCUCCUGGUGGGCACAAAGGUGAUUCCCGGUGAGAAGUGACUCAGAGAUUUCCGUGCCAAAGACUGCCUCCUGGAGGCUUCCUCACCCCAUCCUGCCUGGCUCCACAGUCGUGCGGCAGAGCUCACUGCCUCCUCUCUCAGAUUUCUGUCCAGGGGGCUUUUGCUCGAGGACACGCUUGACCUCAGGCAGACAGACUGGGACAGGUUUUGAAUCUUGAGCACAUGGCCACAGAAUGGAAAGUGAUCCCUGUCCACUGUCCCCCGUAUGUGGGAAGUGAAAGGUGCGUUCAUCCAGGUUAAAAAUCCAGGCUCAGGCAGAAGAGAGAAUUCCCAGACACUGAGCAGGUUUUGGAGAGGCAGGUGUUGAAGCCGCCAAGUGUGCUUCGUGGCAGGCGUGGACCCUGGCCGCCACCUCCUGUGCUGGAUCCACAAGAAGAUUCUAGGCUACUCUGCCCAAAGCAAAGAACCAUGGUUCUUCCCGAACAAGGAGGGAACAUGUUACACAGCCACGUUUGGGGUUGGGUUUUGUCCUCUAAGACUUAGUUAUGAUUCCCGAUGACCUCAGUUAAGUGCAAUUAUGGAAAGGAUUGGCUCGUAUCACUGUGCCGCUCAUUGAACUCCCCAGACACCUGUCUUUAGGUGAGUAACAGUAACAGAUCCAACUCCAGGGGUUCGUGGUGAAUGUCAUGGAACUUUGUCUUCCUGCCAGAUGUCAGCCACAGCUGGAGUGUGUGUGCUGCGUGUUGCGGAAUUGUUUUGUCAGUCACCUUCCUCGCGAGGUCUUUAAAUACUCUUGCGAGGCCACCUUUGUGUUGAAAUGGUAGGAAGUCCUCCUUGAGAAGAGGGUGUGGUGGCUGGGUGGGCAUAUGGAAGUGGGGUUUCUCUCUUGGGACGGCCGGUGUCAGCCCAGGAUACAUCCAGAGUCUGAGGGCCUGGGCCCUGCUGUUCACAGCACUGAAAUCCGGGCCCUGGCUUUGUUCUGAAACCAUUCAUUGGAAUGAGAGUAGUCCUUCUUGAGACUCUGUCCCGAGAGAGAGCUAGAGAGUGGGACCCAUCAUAGCCCCCCAGGUCCAUAUCAGCCUCGUGUCUGUGGGUCUCCGAAUAGGUUAGAACUGGAUUCUCCUCUGGCUGCCCUAAAGAACGCCUCUGCUCAGAAGGUGGGCCACCUCUGGUCAGGGCCCGGCAUAGCAGGCCUGCCGCCUGCCUUCCCAGACUCCUGCUUGAAAGGCCCAUGGAAGCUGGGCAGUCUUCUAAGGCUGGUACUUGCUUUGGUGAUCCCCGCUUACAGGAUGUUUUGGGAAUUUGGGUUUGCCUUCUCACUUUCAGGAGUUCUCAAGAUGGUGACAGAUUGGACAGGCCCUCUUGUGUUUUCUCCAUUCAGAUGACAGGUGGCAUUUGUCCAUAGAUCUGAGGAAAAUGUCAUCCCCUGCGCCCGACGGACCUAUAGAGCUGGGUGUAUUGGAGUUGUUUUCCGCUUCCUCGUGGUUUUUCGAUUUAGCAAAUAAACCAAAAACCUGAUUCUUUUCAUCAGUUCACCCAGUAGGUGGUUAGCUUUCUGUUUUAAGGAUGGUCUCCCUCCAGCUGCCCAGAGGAGGAUGUGUGCAGGGCUGUCCGCAUUAGAAAAGGCGGAGGACGGCCUGUUGUCGCAGGGAGUUUGACUAUUGUCCCUUAAUCAUGUGUGUUUGAAAUGCAUUCUGGAUAUGACUGUCUAACCCUUUCUGUGUGGCAGCAAAAAUAAGUCAUCUGGGUAGUUUUUAUUACUCUAGGUAGCCUGUAAGUGCGUGCUUUGGAAAAAAUAACUUUAAGAAAGCCAAUAAGGUAUUUGAGUCAGAAACAUUCUUUGUAGUUAGCACUGGAAAAUCAACAAACCCAGACUUUUAAAAAUGCCACAGACUGUUGAAAGCCUAACUCUGCUUUUUGAGAAUGAUCAACACCUUUUCAUAUGCCUUAUUCUUCAACUCAUGUGUUUUAGAUUCUGGGUACAAGGAGUUUUUAGACACAUAAUUGGUUGUUGAGCUUAAUACUAGAGGCCUAACAUAGCCCAUCCUCAGCCCUCCUUAAGAAGAAAGUGAGGUUCAUGAAUAGGGCUGCCUUUUGGGAAGAGAAAGCUAAGUGUUGCUAUUGCCAAAUGAUAUUUUUGAUAAUGUAAGGAAACACAGGGACCACUAAACCAUUUUGUUUGUUCGUUUGUUUGUUUUAAAGUGUGAAAGAUGAACUCAGUGCCUUUUGGCACCCUCUUGAUUGUAGAGGAUAUAUGGUAUCCGGCAUCGACAAAUCACAGAGACACAAAGAACUCUAGAUUGUGACAGUAUUAAUGGUUUACCCCGAUUCUGCAGAACAGCUUUUAAAAAGAUAACCAGGAAACCGGUGUGUGGGGGUGGGAGGAGGGCCUCAGAUCAGUGUGUUUUAGAUAGAAAUUCUCCACAGGUUGAAAUGCCAAAAACCUAAGCCCUACUGUGUCGCCUCGUGUACGUUAGUCCGUUUCUGCAGAGCUUUCCCCAUGAAUGCCGGUGACUGAGUAUUACACACACACAUACUCUCCCCCCGACUGUGCCGCCUCUCUCCCCAGGUGAUCCCGGGCUCCCUGUGGGCCAGGUCAAAGCAGGUGACACCCGUCCACACCUCUGCUCGACGGGUGGUUCACAGUCUCAGACCAGCCCUGCAGUCACAGUGGUACUGGAAGGAUGAAAGGGGGAUGGCUGUUUUCCCAGUGCGGAAGCAGGGGGCAGAGGAGGUUGCAAACAAAAGGUGGCUCGGUGUGAUCCAAGGACACGUGUGUCAGCUGGGCUUUCGUGGAACAACAAACCAGCAGCUCUUCACAGUCAGCACCAUUCACCGGGACACUCCUGAGGUUUUGGUCCUGUCCAGUAGACGCCCUGUCCACUGUACGUCCGUGUGCUUGAUCCCCUUGGUGUCUGUGCGUUGGGAAUGCAUUGAGAGCUGAUGUCCACCUGAUAUCUUCCCACACAAUAAACUGCCAGCAAACUUUCUAACUUGUAUUUUAACUGUUGAAAAAGAAAUUCAAAACUUUUACUUAUUAGGUCAUGUCCAAAGGAUGGACUGUAUUUCUUAUUUUUAGAAAUCAUUCUUUAAAAAUUUAACAGAACCCCCCCACCCCGAGGUAUUGAUAAAGUCCUCUGUAUAAAUGUUUUUCUCUUCUCUCCAUGCUGCCAAUAAGCCAAAUCAAAAGCUGUGAAAAAAAAAAAAGUGCUCAAGAAUGUGUGUAGAUGAGAAAGUGAUUUAUUUCCAGGUCAAAGUCUCUGUUUCAUGAAGCUACCAAAUUUUAAAAAGAAUGUCACCUUUUUUUUUUUUCCUUUGUUAUGGAACCCAGAGAUUGUAAAAAGAAAAAUAAAGUUUUUGUUGCAUUUUUGAUGCUGGCACGAGGUUUUUGUCCACUUUUUUCAUAUAUCUGUGUAUAAAAAAUUCUGUCCAUUGUUUACUAUGAAAUUAGUAUUACAUUUUGAGGUAAACAAAAGAAUUUGUAUUGCUUGAUAAACUGUUAGCUUGUAAAUUUAAGAGGUUUCUUUUCCUCAAUUAACUUAAAGUAAUGGACCAAUAAACCUAUGAAAGAUG
Mustela erminea (ermine) is the source of this 9566-nucleotide messenger RNA. It is a transcript of the gene SNX30, whose product is annotated as sorting nexin family member 30. The coding region runs from base 2262 to 3515 and encodes 417 amino acids. The record is from RefSeq and is a predicted model, not a curated record. The transcript is spliced from 9 exons. Gene Ontology annotation, cellular component: cytoplasm. Lineage: Eukaryota; Metazoa; Chordata; Mammalia; Carnivora; Mustelidae. Gene Ontology annotation, molecular function: protein binding; phosphatidylinositol binding.